CGAUAACCCAACACCACACCCUACCGGUUCCCGCGAAAACCCGCCGCUGCUGCUGCGGCGAUUAUACCUUAAUUCUCUCUCUCACUCUCUCGAAUUAAUCCUAAUCCAAUCGUAUUAUCAGUUUUCACUUUUCAAUUUUUCCAUUAUGUUUUAAUUAAUUAAUAAAUCACCCGCCCUUCCUCCCCAGCCAAAUCCCCCUUUUGUUUGUCCUUUUCCUUUCCCCCUCUGAUGGCGAGAUCCGGCGGCGGACGAUGAGCAGGGGCGGCGGAGGAGGAAUUCGGACGACGUCGUUCCACAGAAAAUCAUCAUCAGAAACAGCGUGCUUGGUGGUCGGCUGCGUGACGAUGAAAGGACUCUUCAAGCCCAGGAGCCGGACACCGGUCGAGCUCGUUCAGCACCUCCGCGAACUCAUCCUCUUCGCCCUCCGCAACCCCUCCGAUGUCCCCAAAAAGAAGCGCGAAGACAAGAUGGCAGAGCUAGGAAAAACUCUAGUGGAGAUAAGGACUAUCCUGUUCGGGGAAGGCCAAUCCGAGCCCAAUGCUGAGGCUUGCUCACAAUUGACCCAAGAGUUCUUUCGUGAGGACACAAUACGUAUCCUCAUCGUUUGCAUCCCAAAACUCGACCUCGGGUCUCGUCAGAUUGCGGCACGGGUGAUUACGAACUUGCAGAAGCAGAAGGUGCAAGGGAGGCUGGUGGCUCCGCAGUACAUGGAGAGCAAUUUGGAUCUUUUGGACAUUUUGCUACCUGGUUAUGCAGAUGACGAGAUAGCAUUACCAUAUGGAUUAAUCGCAAGGGAGCUAAUAUGCCAUCAGGUGGUGGCAAAGUAUGUCCUCGAAUCAGAGCACAUGCGCAAUUUCUUUGAAUACAUUCAGAUUGAGACAUUUGAAAUCUCAUCGGAUGCUCAAGCCACUUUUAAGGAACUUCUCACAAGACAUAAAUCAACCGUUGCUGAAUUUCUGACCAACAAUUUCGACUGGUUCUUUGUGGAAUAUAAUUCAAAGUUGCUAGAAUCCAAGGAAUACAUAACCAGAAGGCAAGCUGUCAAGGUAUCCAUUUCUUGAUCCCCACAUAUACUGACUAUUGGCAAAUUACUCCCCAAAAACUUGCACCUUUUCUAAUCUGUAAUAUCCCUUCUUACUUACUCACUCAGCUCCUGGGAGAUAUGCUGCUUGAUCGAUCGAAUAUGGUGGUGAUGGUUCGGUAUGUGAGCUCGUUGGAUAACAUGAGAAUAAUGAUGAACCUUUUCAGAGAAGAAAAGAAGUCGAUACAGAUGGAAGCUUUCCAUGUGUUCAAGCUGUUUGUGGCAAACCAAAGCAAGCCUCCUGAGAUCAUUGGUGUGCUGAUUCAGAACAAGAACAAGCUCCUCAGGUUCUUAGCUGGUUUAACAACUGAGAAAGAGGAUGAACAGUUUGAGGCAGACAAAUCUCAAGUGAUUAGGGAGAUUGCAACCUUAGACACCAGAGAACGUGCAAUCACUGAUUCAGAUAAUGAAGCUGAAUCCUAAUCUGAUAAGGAUUUUACUCUGAACACAUGAUAUGGAAACAGACUGACUAACAUCAAUCCUUCUUUCUUUCUAGGACUUGUCUCAAUUCUCUGUUUGUUUCUUCCUUUUUUCCUUCUCCUCUAAUUGCCUUUUUGUUUUAAAAAACACGGUAAACAACAGAGUUCAUCACAGCAGAUAGUGCUUGUAUAAAGAAUCAAAGACUACAACUACGCAAGUAUUUCGUUUUAGUUUUCCCUUUUACCGGUCACAUGAAGCACCGUGUCUUAUUAACUGAUUGUUUCAUGAUCCAAUUAAUAUUUUCGUAUUAAAAUAGAAGAAAUAUGUGAAUUAAUGAUUUUU
Messenger RNA from Linum tenue, 1843 nucleotides. The record is from the annotation of a GenBank genome assembly. Lineage: Eukaryota; Viridiplantae; Streptophyta; Magnoliopsida; Malpighiales; Linaceae.